This is a messenger RNA of Protopterus annectens (West African lungfish), 6518 nucleotides long. It is a transcript of the gene COL2A1, whose product is annotated as collagen type II alpha 1 chain. The coding region runs from base 190 to 4659 and encodes 1489 amino acids. Gene Ontology annotation, cellular component: collagen type II trimer. Gene Ontology annotation, molecular function: extracellular matrix structural constituent; protein binding. The transcript has 54 exons. Lineage: Eukaryota; Metazoa; Chordata; Ceratodontiformes; Protopteridae. The record is from RefSeq and is a predicted model, not a curated record.
GGCACAUAAAACUCAGUACCUUGGCCCAGAGUGGACAGUACUGAGUUUCUGCUAGGGCCUGUGCUGGAUUCUCCGUCUUCUUCCAAGGGUUGGCUGUAUGAAGACACGGUAGCCACUGGAAACACCAACUUCAUCCUUUUUUCCCUUCCUUUUUUUCACACAAAGGUACUGCAUGUCUGAUAUUUAGACAUGUUCAGCUUUGUGAACCCACGGACUCUAGUGCUGAUUGCAGCCUUCCACGUUUUUCUAUUAGCAGUUGUCAAAUGUCAGGAAGAUACCCCGGAAUCAGAGACCUGUGUACAGGAUGGGCAGACGUAUAGUGACAAAGAUGUGUGGAAACCUGAGCCAUGCCGAAUCUGUGUUUGUGACACUGGAACUAUUCUCUGCGAUGAAAUAAUUUGUGAAGAAAUUAAGGACUGCCCCAAUCCUGAGAUCCCCUUCGGAGAGUGCUGCCCUGUCUGCCCUUCUGAUCAGACUGCCGGCCGUGGGCAAGUUGGUGCUAAGGGUCAAAAAGGAGAACCAGGGGACAUUAAAGAUGUUGUAGGACCAAGAGGACCACCUGGCCCACAAGGACCUGCAGGUGAACAAGGACCAAGAGGCGAACGUGGAGAAAAGGGUGAAAGAGGUGCUCCUGGGCCACGUGGCAGAGAUGGUGAACCUGGGACACCUGGCAACCCCGGACUUCCUGGACAACCUGGACCCCCUGGUCCACCUGGCCUUGGCGGAAACUUUGCUGCUCAGAUGGCAGGAGGAUUUGAUGAAAAAGCUGGUGGUGCUCAACUGGGUGUAAUGCAAGGACCAAUGGGCCCUAUGGGCCCAAGAGGCCCUCCAGGUCCACCGGGUACUUCUGGCCCUCAAGGUUUUCAAGGUAAUCCCGGAGAGCCUGGUGAACCUGGUCCUUCUGGUCCACUUGGCCCCCGCGGUCCUCCUGGCCCUCCUGGAAAACCAGGUGAUGAUGGUGAAGCAGGAAAGCCUGGAAAAUCAGGUGAACGUGGUCCAUCAGGUCCUCAGGGUGCUCGUGGUUUCCCCGGAACCCCAGGUCUUCCAGGUGUUAAAGGUCACAGGGGCUACCCUGGUCUAGAUGGCACAAAAGGUGAAGCUGGAGCUGCAGGUGCUAAGGGUGAAGGUGGUGCCUCUGGUGAAAGCGGUGCUCCUGGUCCAAUGGGUCCACGUGGUCUGCCAGGUGAGAGGGGACGUCCAGGCUCACCUGGUUCUGCUGGAGCUCGUGGAAAUGAUGGCAUGCCUGGGCCUGCUGGUCCUCCUGGUCCUGUCGGUCCUGCUGGAGCUCCUGGCUUCCCUGGCGCACCAGGUGCUAAGGGUGAAGCUGGUCCAACUGGAGCUCGUGGUCCUGAGGGGGCUCAGGGUCCCAGAGGCGAGGCAGGCAGUCCCGGUUCUCCUGGACCUGCUGGUGCUUCUGGUAAUCCUGGCACAGAUGGCAUUCCUGGAGCUAAAGGGUCAACGGGUGGUCCUGGCAUUGCUGGCGCUCCUGGUUUCCCAGGCCCACGUGGCCCCCCUGGUCCCCAGGGUGCUACUGGUCCUUUGGGUCCAAAAGGUCAAACGGGUGAUCCUGGUAUUCCAGGGUUCAAGGGCGAGCAAGGUCCAAAGGGUGAAAUUGGUCCUCUAGGUCCUCAAGGUGCUCCAGGUCCUGGCGGAGAAGAAGGAAAACGUGGCCCCCGUGGUGAACCCGGUGCCGCCGGCCCAGCUGGACCUGCUGGAGAAAGAGGUGCUCCUGGUAACCGUGGCUUCCCAGGUCAGGAUGGUCUUGCAGGUCCAAAGGGUGCCCCUGGUGAACGUGGAACCACUGGAGUCUCUGGGCCCAAAGGUGCCAAUGGGGAUCCUGGCCGACCAGGUGAACCUGGAUUACCUGGUGCUAGGGGUCUCACUGGUCGUCCUGGAGAUGCUGGACCUCAAGGAAAAGUUGGUCCCUCUGGUGCUGCUGGUGAAGAUGGACGUCCUGGCCCCCCUGGUCCUCAAGGUGCCCGUGGCCAACCUGGUGUAAUGGGUUUCCCUGGUCCAAAGGGUUCUACUGGUGAAGCUGGCAAAUCUGGUGAGAAGGGUCUUGCAGGUGCUCCAGGUCUGAGAGGUCUUCCUGGUAAGGAUGGAGAAACAGGAGCAGGAGGGCCCCCUGGUCCAGCUGGACCAGCUGGUGAACGAGGAGAGCAAGGACCACCCGGUCCUCCAGGCUUCCAGGGUCUGCCUGGUCCACCCGGUCCACCAGGUGAAGGCGGCAAACCAGGAGAUCAGGGUGUUCCUGGAGAAGGUGGUGCACCAGGUGCUGUUGGACCAAGAGGUGAGCGUGGUUUCCCUGGCGAGCGUGGUUCUCCUGGUGCUCAGGGUCUUCAGGGACCAAGAGGUCUGCCUGGUACACCUGGAACUGAUGGUCCUAAGGGUGCUACUGGUCCUACAGGUCCGGGUGGUGCCCAAGGUCCUCCUGGUCUUCAAGGCAUGCCUGGUGAAAGGGGUACAGCUGGUAUUUCUGGACCCAAGGGUGACAGGGGUGAUGUUGGUGAAAAAGGACCCGAGGGAGCUCCUGGAAAAGAUGGGGCUAGAGGUUUGACUGGUCCAAUUGGUCCUCAUGGCCCAGCUGGCCCCAAUGGUGAGAAGGGUGAAUCCGGACCUGCUGGACCUGUUGGAGCUGCUGGUGCUCGUGGGGCUCCUGGUGAUCGUGGUGAACCUGGUCCUCCUGGUCCUGCUGGAUUUGCUGGUCCUCCUGGAGCUGAUGGUCAACCAGGUAUCAAAGGAGAACAGGGCGAGUCUGGACAGAAAGGAGAUGCAGGUGCUCCAGGUCCUCAAGGUCCAUCUGGUGCCCCUGGCCCCCAGGGUCCAACUGGUGUGACUGGUCCCAAAGGUGCUCGCGGUGCCCAAGGUCCUUCUGGUGCAACUGGUUUCCCUGGUGCUGCAGGCAGAGUUGGACCCCCGGGCCCUAAUGGUAACCCAGGUCCUCCUGGUGCUCCUGGCUCUCCAGGCAAAGAUGGUCCCAAAGGUCUGCGAGGUGAUGUUGGCCCUGCUGGUCGUGCUGGUGAUCCUGGUCUUCAGGGACCUGCUGGAGCCCCUGGUGAGAAGGGAGAGCCUGGUGAAGAUGGUCCCUCUGGUCCUGAUGGUCCUCCUGGUCCUCAAGGGUUGGCUGGUCAGCGUGGUAUUGUUGGUCUUCCAGGUCAGAGAGGUGAAAGAGGCUUCCCUGGACUGCCUGGUCCUUCAGGAGAACCUGGUAAACAAGGAGCCCCUGGAAGUAGUGGCGAUCGUGGUCCACCUGGUCCUGUUGGCCCACCUGGUCUAACUGGUCCCUCUGGCGAACCUGGACGUGAGGGAAGUGCGGGUGCUGAUGGUCCCCCUGGCAGAGAUGGUGCUCCUGGUGUAAAGGGUGACCGUGGAGAAACUGGACCUGUUGGUCAGCCUGGUGCCCCUGGUGCUCCUGGUGCUCCUGGACCUGUUGGACCAACUGGUAAACAAGGUGACAGAGGGGAAUCUGGUCCUCAAGGUCCUGCUGGUCCAGCUGGCCCUGCUGGUGCUCGUGGUAUGGCAGGCCCUCAAGGUCCUCGUGGAGACAAGGGUGAGGCUGGAGAAACUGGAGAGAGAGGACAGAAAGGUCACAGAGGAUUUACUGGACUCCAGGGAUUGCCUGGCCCACCUGGUCCUGCUGGAGACCAAGGUGCAACUGGUCCUUCUGGCCCAGCUGGUGCAAGAGGUCCCCCUGGUCCUGUUGGUCCCAGUGGAAAAGAUGGUGCAAAUGGUCAGUCUGGUCCUAUUGGCCCACCUGGUCCCCGUGGUCGUACUGGUGAAACUGGUCCAGCUGGUCCUCCUGGUCAGCCUGGCCCACCUGGUCCUCCUGGUCCUCCUGGCCCUGGCAUUGAUAUGUCUGCAUUUGCUGGUCUUGCUCAGCCAGAAAAGGCACCCGAUCCUCUCCGAUACAUGAGGGCUGACCAGGCUUCCGCAUCUCUUCGUACCCAUGAUGCUGAGGUUGAUGCUACACUGAAGUCCCUCAACAGCCAAAUUGAAAGCAUCCGUAGUCCUGAGGGAUCUAAGAAGAACCCUGCCCGCACCUGCCGUGACCUAAAACUCUGUCACUCUGAUUGGAAGAGUGGAGACUAUUGGAUUGAUCCAAACCAGGGCUGCACACUCGAUGCCAUCAAAGUCUUCUGCAACAUGGAAACUGGAGAGACCUGUGUCUAUCCUAACCCAAGCAGUGUACCACGUAAGAACUGGUGGACAAGUAAGACCAAAGAGAAGAAACAUAUCUGGUUCAGCGAGACAAUGAAUGGUGGAUUCCAUUUCAGCUAUGGCGAUGAGAGUCUAGCUCCCAACACAGCCAACAUUCAAAUGACUUUCCUGCGCUUGCUGUCCUCUGAAGCCUCACAGAAUGUCACAUACCACUGCAAGAACAGCAUUGCAUACAUGGAUGAGGGCGCUGGAAACCUGAAGAAGGCAGUUCUGCUACAGGGAUCUAAUGAUGUGGAAAUUAGAGCAGAGGGCAACAGUCGGUUCACAUACAAUGUUUUGGAAGAUGGAUGCAGUAAACAUACUGGCAAAUGGGGCAAGACAGUACUAGAAUACCGAACACAAAAGACAUCUCGACUACCUAUUGUGGAUAUUGCACCUAUGGAUAUUGGUGGAGCUGAUCAGGAAUUUGGUGUUGACAUUGGCCUAGUGUGCUUCUUGUAAACAGGACAACAGAGAAAAAAAAUGACAUAAGUUACUAAAAAACCCUAAGGACAUGAGUAUUUUCCACUCUGCACUGGAUGGCUGAACCAAUUUCCCCAAACUUGUAUUCAUCUGCACGCUUACGUUUUGGACUCUUAUUUUUUUUUUUUUUUUUUUUUUUUUUUUUUAAUUAUUAUUAUUUUGAAAAGAAGGAAUUGAUUUCAAGGGCCAUAGCUGGGCAGACUGCGAAAUGAAACCAUUGGAGUUUAUUUAUUUAUUGAUAUCCUGUAAGGCCUUCGGGCCAGGUGGAGGUUGUGUCACUAACUGGUAUGGUUGAAAGCAUUCCCAUUCCCUAUUUCCUUUCCUCCUUCUCCUUUCCCCUUCCCUUCAACUUCCCGUGACUUGAAGUAAAGUCCCUACCCCGAGUGUGUAUUCACAGGAGGUACUGUGUAAAAUAAAAAUGGUGCUAAUGUUGUAAAACAAGUCUGUAUUUUUUAACAAUGAUUGAUAUAAAAAACAAUUUUGGAAACUACCAGUGAUCUGGGCAUUUACUUAUUUUUUAUUAAUUUUCGUGGUGACUUCCAGCAUUGUGACAUCUGCCCAUUCUCUCUUGAAUUUUGACAAUGAAGUCCUUCCCUGGUUUAAGCUACCUCAUACUUGAAAAAAAUCCCCAAAAUGUCUUGAUAGUAUACAAAAAAAAAAAAAUAAAACACUGAGCAAUAGAAGCACAGAUGCUGGGAUAUGUGCCUUAUAAAUUGCAUUUGUCUAGAAAUCUUCUGCUGUGUACUCCAAAAAUUAGGCUGCAACAGAAAAGAGCCUUACUUAGGCUCAUGGAUGCUGCCUUAAAUGUCAGAUUUAGAAAACAAAAAAAUAAAAAUAAAAUAAAAAAUAAAAUAAAAAUGAAGGGGCCCCACUGCAGAUUCAGAGGAACUGACAAUCAUCAUUUCAGCUUUGCCUCUUGUAGAGUGGCCAAACUGUGAUGCCUGGAGAUACUCAUGAAGACUGUGAGAUGAAAAGCUCAACUCAAAAUAAUGUAAACAAAUGUAAAAAUUAAGAAACUGUGACAACAAACUGGCAUUGUAGUAAAUACGUGGGUGAGACAUUGAUUCCAGAAAUCAAAUAGUUCUGGCCAAUAUAGCUUUCCUCCUUGUCUUCGUCUCUCCUUCCAGUUUUAGGCAUGUGGUUCCAUAUAUUUUCCAAACCUCUUUACUGCUGAACUCCCAAACCAUCCUCUGGUAUAUUUACCUUUCCUGAAGCCUAAAGAUUAGUAUAAUGAGCUGUGAAGAAAUCUGUAAUCCAGAAAGAAGUUCUGGGUUUGAUUCCCACAACCUCUGCUUGCAUACUAUGUAGCUCUGAGUAAGUCACUUAACUUCCCUAGUGCUCUUGGGUCAGCCUGGAUAGAAGUCACUUUUGCCUAGUGGGCCUUUACCCAGUUAACUAAAAACUGCAGUAAUAUAAAAUCAAAUAAGUAAAUGAACUAGACAGAUUGCAAAAUAGGCAAAACACUUCCUCCAGCGACAAGAUAUUCUUUGGGACAAAAUGACCAAGGCUGUGUUCUGUUUUGUAUAUGUAAAAUAGAUUGAAGUAUUUUGCAAUACAGAUCUUAAGCACAGUAAGUUAGGGGGUAAACUCUAACUGCCCGUAUCUAAUAUUCCAUGUGAAAUAAUCACAUCACAUUGUAUUAUAUUCCCUGAGUCCUCCCUGCAAUAAAGGUAGAGAGCUUUUUUCUCUAUUAAAAAUAAAACACAUUUGUUUGAGUAUUUUUGUGUGUAUUAAUUUCCAUCCUAUGAUGUACUCUUUGUUGAAUAAUGUUUAUUUUACUUGGGAUAUUUCAAAACAGAAAGCGAACCACCAUAAAUAAAAAAAUAAUUAAAAACUAA